Messenger RNA from Scaptodrosophila lebanonensis, 783 nucleotides. RefSeq names its product GILT-like protein 3 (gene GILT3). The coding region runs from base 7 to 693 and encodes 228 amino acids. The record is from RefSeq and is a predicted model, not a curated record. The transcript is spliced from 3 exons. Gene Ontology annotation, molecular function: oxidoreductase activity, acting on a sulfur group of donors, disulfide as acceptor. Lineage: Eukaryota; Metazoa; Arthropoda; Insecta; Diptera; Drosophilidae.
UCGAGCAUGAACUAUAUGUUGGGCCUCACGAUUGCGCUGCUUACUCUGAUGAGCAUAAAUUAUGGAUCAGAGGCGGCAACUGAACAACUGCCAGAUGCAUAUGAUGCAACAACAACAGCAGCAGCAGCAGCAGUUCCGAAGCUACCGAUUGCCAUACACUAUGAGGCCCUCUGUCCCGACAGCAAGUACUUCAUACGCCGCCAAUUAUAUUAUGCGCUGGAGGAGAACAAUUGGUGGCCCUAUGUGGACCUCAAAUUGCUGCCCUUCGGCAAGGCGGGCCUUUACAAUAAUACGGAGCUGGGCGUGCUGCAAGUCUUCUGUCAACAUGGGGAGCCGGAAUGCGAACUUAAUGCCGUGCACGCCUGCAUUAUCGAGACGCACACGGUCAAGAAUUCGUUUAGGCUUAUCCAUUGCAUGUUACGCUCAUAUAGUAACCGGAUUAAUGAAUGUGCCGCACGUUUGCAACUGGAUACGGGAGCAGCCAAGCAAUGCAAGGCAGCUCGAAGUAAUGCCGAAAUUUUGAUGCCAUAUGGUCAGCAAACUCUGCCACUGCAGUUGUCCUUUGUGCCCAGCAUUGUCUUCGAUAAUGAAUUCGAGCCCUACGAACAGAACUAUAUACGAUAUAAUUUCGACACUUCUUUGUGUCGCAAGUACGAGGCCAAGUUUAACGCCAAACUACCAAAUUGUGCUUAGACAAAGGAGUUUGUUUAUCAAUUUUAAUUUAUUUUUAUUAUUAUUGAAUGCACAGAAAAAAUGCAAUAAAUAUUAUGUGUAUUUAAAUAA